Molecule: messenger RNA, 1976 nt
Organism: Nylanderia fulva
Lineage: Eukaryota; Metazoa; Arthropoda; Insecta; Hymenoptera; Formicidae
Cellular component (GO): nucleus
Molecular function (GO): DNA binding
Source: RefSeq, a predicted model, not a curated record
UCGAUAAUUUUAUUUAUCAUUUUAUGUAUUAUAUUAUUGUAACAGACAAUGUCAUAGACAAUAAUAUUCUGGUAGGUGUCACCAUACAUAAACAAUAAACAUCAAGAAUGUGAAAGUAUUGCUGUUAGUGAGUUCACAGAUGACUUUCAACCAAUGUUUUAAUAUGUGUUAGUUCGGAAAAUUCUUCUCAAAAGCAUCUAAUUACCACAACAAUUUUUAAUUGCGAAUAUAAUCUCAGCGUUCCUAAAUCGUGUAUCGUGUAUCAAAAAGAUUUGUGGGAUUUCUCUGAAGUCAGUAACAAAUAUAUAAAAGUAAUUUUAUAUACCAAAUUCGUCAUGUCAGCCGAGCGCGUAACUAACAAACGGCAAAGGACGGAAAUAACGAUUGAAACCAAACUUGCAAUUCUGAAGGCACAUGACGAGAAAAUGUCGGUUGACUCCAUUUCCAGAAAGUUUGGUAUUAACAAUACAACCAUUUAUAACAUAAUAAAGCACAAAGAACAUAUUCAUCAAUUAGUCAGUCAAGGAAUAAAUGUGAAAAAAUCGAGAAGCAGUCAUAGUAUGUAUUUUGAUUUGGACAUUAAAUUAUACGAUUGGUAUAAUAAGCAGAAAGUAUCGAACAAAACAAUUACUCGUGCGCUACUUCGUCAAAAAGCAAACGAAAUUAUAGAAUUUCUUGAUUAUAAUUUGAAUAGGAAAACUUUGACAGAUUUAUUGUGGAGAUUUGUAAGACGUUACAACAUUAUAUUUGAGUCUCCAGAUACGAAUGAGAGUUUGCAAAAUCCUGUUCAAGAUGAUAAGGUUAAUCCUGUUCAAGAGGAUGAGGUUAAUCAAUCUGGUGCUGAACAAAUUCAGGAAAAACAUAUUCCAAGCAAGCGUUCCAGUGAGUUGGACAAACAAUUGUAUGAAUGGUGUAAAGUGCAGAAAACAAUAACUAAGGAUCUACUUAGUCAGAAAGCAUCCGAAAUCGCAAGAGAUGUUGGAGGGCCAGGAGACAUGCGCAAGUUUGUGCAGAGAUUUAUAGAUGAUUAUAAUAUUAAAUUAGAAUCUGGAAAUGCUUGUGAUAUUUUGCAGAAUCCUGUUAAAAGAGAUGAUGAUCCCAAUCCAUCCAACGCUGAAAUAAAUUUCCAAAAAUUCUUGCAGCGAUCAGAGGAAAAAAAUAUUAGUAUGGAUAACAUUUAUGUUACAUUUCAAAUAGACGUUAUAUGGAAUACUCUUAUUAACACUAUGCUAGCGCACGCAGUCAAACGAAAAAUUGCAACACAAUUAAUUGACAUUAACAAUUUAAAAAAGAAAAUUGUAACUUUUAUGUUUUGUAUAAAUAUUACUAAUAGUAAUUCUUUACAACCUUUUCUGUUCCACGAACAUGAAAUUAACGAAAAUGAAAUACAAAAUGUAUCAGAAUUUUUCGAGAAUAAAUUCCUCGUCGCUCAUAAACUACAAGAAAAAGGAUCAUCAGAAGAAUUAGAUAUCAAGGAUCGUUUUGCAUAUUGGUUUAAUAAUAUGUUUAAGGCAAGAGUUAAAGUUUAUAAUGAGGGCGAGAAUAUACCUGGCAAAGUGUUUUUACUCGGUGACGAUUGCACACGACGCUUCUUGUCGGAAAAUAUUGUUCAGGAUGAUGAUUUCGAAAUAGAAUUAUUUACGAUAAACUCAUUGAUAGAACUACUGUAUCCAGAAAUUAUUGAGAGAAUGAACCAACUUUGUCUUAGUUAUUUGUCAAAACGUGUACAGAAAUUUUCUCCUCAAACUAUGUUCAACACAGAAUUCUACAAGGAGUACAAUAUAAGUUGGUGCACGAAUGUACUCAGAAAAGCAUGGGCAGACAUCGUGCUAAAUAAAGAAGUAAAAUUAUGGAGAUUUGUAAGACCAUCAAUCGCGAGAAGAGAAGAAGGUGAAAGAGAAGAAAGACAUUAAGAAGAAGCGGAAAAUAUUGAAGACACUAAAAACAAACAUUAAAAACAAAAAGAGAAGACACUA